Messenger RNA from Mercenaria mercenaria, 2074 nucleotides. Its product is annotated as furin-1-like. The transcript is spliced from 12 exons. The coding region runs from base 17 to 1765 and encodes 582 amino acids. The record is from RefSeq and is a predicted model, not a curated record. Gene Ontology annotation, cellular component: trans-Golgi network; Golgi membrane. Lineage: Eukaryota; Metazoa; Mollusca; Bivalvia; Venerida; Veneridae. Gene Ontology annotation, biological process: protein processing. Gene Ontology annotation, molecular function: serine-type endopeptidase activity.
UAAAUUUUGAAUUGAAAUGUAUUUUGUUGUUAUUUGUGUACAGGAUCCAGCGUUGAGUUACGAUAUUAUCUACGACAGUGCGGAUCCAUCUCAUGUCCAUUCCGGGGAGGGACACGGUACAAAUUGUGCUGGGGUUGCUGGUGCUGCGAAAAACACAGACUGUGUAGUCGGGGUGGCUUACGAUGCUUCUUUACCAGCGAUACGACUGCUCGACGGAUACAUUGGGGCAACUCAAGCAGACGAAGCGUUAGCACUGACGCACGAGCUCUCAAGUAUUGAUAUAUAUAGUAACAGCUGGGGACCGACCGAUGACGGAGAAUCGUUUUCUGGACUGGCAUCAAUACAAGUGGAGGCGCUGCAAACAGGUGUUACCGAGGGACGGGGAGGGAAAGGAGCUAUCUAUACGUGGGCUUCAGGGAAUGGCGGAUAUUACUACGAUGAUUGUAACGCUGACGGAUACGCCAACAGUAUUUACACUAUAGCCGUUGCCGCCAUGUCGGAGACAACAGCCCCGACUUGGUACUCAGAACACUGCACGGCUAUACUUGCAGCAGCGUACAGUGGGGAUUCGCCAAAUGCUCAAAUUACAACUACGGGGCCUUCAGAUACGUGUGUGAACGACUUUUCCGGGACUUCCUCGGCCACGCCAGUAGCCUCAGGAAUUUGUGCAUUAACUCUUCAAGCAAACUCUGCUCUAACAUGGAGGGAUAUACAACAUAUGAUUGUAGAAUAUUCCAUAUCAUCUGGUCUCCACGCUAACGCUAGCUUCUACACAAACGGAGCUGGGUACCAAGUAAGUCAUUGGUUUGGAUUUGGGUUGAUGGACGCCGAAGCUAUGGUGGACAAUGCCCCAUCUUGGCAAACUGUACCUUCCAGUACCAGCUGUUCGUCAACACAGAUAGACGUAUAUGAUUCGACAGUAAGUGAAAAUAUAACAAGUACAUACAAUGCCACACAAUGCUACAUCAGUUACCUAGAACAUUUGGUUGUUACCAUCAGUUACAAGGCUUCAUAUCGGGGUGAUAUUGAAUUUUACCUAGAUUCUCCCUCAGGAACUCAAAGUAUACUAUUCAGAUCGAGAUACUAUGAUUCAUCCUCUUCGAAAACAACCUGGGAUUUUAUGUCAGUACAUAACUGGGGCGAGGACCCAGAGGGAGAAUGGACCCUGACUAUGUCAGAUGUCUACGGUGGAACUAGUAUGAAUCUGUAUUACUGGAAUAUACAGUUUUACGGCACACUGACAGAUCCGCUUGCCGGAACUCCUGCUGCGGGUGCAUUGGGAGGUCCAUGCUCAGACUCCACCAACUGUAGCUCUCUUACCGAUGGCGGCUGUCUAGAGGAUGGUGAAUUUUGUGUUGUUUGCAACAACGGGUACCGCGUGCUAGACAUCUUUUGUAAACAAGAUGGCCGGCUAGGCGGAUAUUGUGAUGACGUUAUCCCAUGUGCCACCAGCUCCUUGGAGUGUACAAGCAAUGUAUGUAAAGUAAAGCAGACAGACGACGGAGGCAGUAACACAGCUUUGAUAAUCGGGAUCGUCGUUGGAUCUGUAGUUGGUAUAGCAUUACUCACGGCUGUAGGAUUCCUGGUUUACAAACUCCUAUUUUCAACAAAAGCAUCGGCAACUGUCGCUCCAGCGCCACAUGGUGACCCGCCCCCAUAUUCCUCUCAACAGGGAGUGUUUUCGGCCGCUGAGACACCGUCAAAUACAUCUUUUCAGCCUUCAGCCCAUCCAGGCACAUUGCCGCCUCUACGUUCAGUGCCUUAACCUUUGCUUUACUUACACAUUGCAGCUGUAUAUUCGCUACAAUGUUUUUGAUGCAUUGCUAAUUACGGCUGUGAAAUGAAACUAUUUUAUUAUACUCUUUUAUUAUAUGGUACCAUGUUUUUAAUGAAAACUAUAUUUAUUCAUCUUUACUUAUCUUUAUCUGUGAUAUGUCAAUGCCAGUUGUUUUUGUUUUAAUAAAUCACACGUUUUAAGCAAAUCACUGAUUCUGUUGUAUUGCCUAUACUGUAGCUGGCAUGCUUCCUUGUACAAUUUACUUCCGGACAUUGAAAAUGCAACAGUGGGCCACUU